Hansenula anomala is the source of this 813-nucleotide messenger RNA. RefSeq names its product post-initiation translation factor DPC29 (gene DPC29). The transcript is spliced from 2 exons. The record is from RefSeq and is a predicted model, not a curated record. Gene Ontology annotation, cellular component: mitochondrion. NCBI's taxonomy places the organism in Eukaryota, Fungi, Ascomycota, Saccharomycetes, Phaffomycetales, Wickerhamomycetaceae. Bases 22 to 813 code for a protein of 263 amino acids.
CAAAGGGUGAAGGGUAUCAUAAUGUUGAGUUGUACAAGUCGAUUAGGUCGUACUCCCAUCAGACUAUUCAGCACCACCUCUGUAACCCUCAGUGGUCAUUCCAAAUGGUCCACUAUUAAGCAUGAUAAGGCUAAGAAUGAUGCAGAAAAGAAUAGAGUUGCAAAUAAAUUUGCAAAUGCUAUAGCGGUUGCAGCAAAGUUGGGUGGUCCAGAUCCUGGAGCAAAUUUCAGAUUAGCUACUGCAAUUGAACAAGCUUCUAAAAACAAUGUUACCAAGAAAGUUAUAGAGUUUGCAAUCAAGAGAGGGACAGGUAAUACUGGGGAGAAAUCGAAUGUUGAGAGUGCUACAUAUGAAGGGAUUGGUCCCGGUGGAGUUUCAUUUAUUGUGGAGUCAUUAACAGAUAAUAAAGCUAGAACUAUUAGUUUAGUUCGUUCAGUUUUCUCCAAAUAUAGUGGAUCUUUAUCACCAACGUUGUUUCAAUUUGAUAGGAAAGGGUUGAUAGUUAUCGAGAAGGAGGAUCAUGAAUUUGAUUCAGUUUUUGAAAAAAUGAUUGAUUUUGGAGUUGAGGAUAUUGAAGAGAUUGAAGAUGGUGAUGUUUUCGAAAUUAUAACGAGUCCUAAUGAUACGAGUAAGAUUGCAGAUUUGAUUAAACAGGAGUAUAAAGUUAAAGAGUUGGGGAUUGUUUAUAUUCCAAAAGAGGAUAUGAUGGUUGAGAUAAGUGAUGAGGAAGUUAAAGAGAAGUAUGAAAAAUUUAUUAAAAUGUUGGAAGAUAUAAGUGAUGUUACAGAUUAUUAUACCAAUUUAAAAGAAUAG